AGCAGCUGCCGCUACCGCCGCCGCCCCCGCCCUUCCCCCUCCGCCCCGGCGUUGUCGCAAGCGCAGUCACGCACCGAGCGCGGCCCCAGCUUGGGCAGGAAGGGGGACACGAGCGGCGGGUGUCGCGGCUGCGCGGCAGGUGACAGGUUUAUUUACUCUCUCGCUUCGUGAGGGAUGGUUGUGUGCAACCUGCUUUGCAUCAACACUGACUUGUAUCCCUCCGUAUAGGAUAGAUGCCCCAGGAAGGGAACCGGAGCCUUUGUGGGAAAGAGUGGGCAUAAUGGGCCCCACACGCCUCGGGGUUUGCUGUAAAAUGGGACUUCUGAUUGUAGUCACUGGACUCUGGCUCUUUUCCUCAGUAAAGGCAGAUUCAAAAGCCAUCACAACCUCUCUUACGACAAAAUGGUUUUCUACUCCGUUGUUGUUAGAAGCCAGUGAGUUUUUAGCAGAAGACAGUCAAGAGAAGUUUUGGAAUUUUGUAGAAUCCAGCCAAAAUAUUGGAUCAUCAGAUCAUCACGGUACUGAUUAUUCCUAUUAUCAUGCAAUAUUGGAAGCUGCAUUUCAGUUUCUGUCACCUCUACAGCAGAAUUUGUUGAAAUUCUGUCUGUCUCUUCAUUCAUACUCAGCUACAAUUCAAGCCUUUCAGCAGAUAGCAGCUGAUGAACCUCCACCAGAAGGAUGUAAUUCAUUUUUUUCAGUGCAUGGAAAGACGACUUGUGAUUUUGAUGCCCUUGCGACUCUUCUUCUUACAGCACCUGAAAGACCCAAACCCUUAUUGUUCAAAGGCGAUCACAGAUACCCCUCAUCUAAUCCUCAAAGUCCGGUGGUGAUUUUCUACUCUGAGAUCGGCUGUGAGGCAUUUUAUAAUUUCCACCGCCAGCUUGUAUCAAAAAGUGAUGCAGGCGAGAUCAAUUACAUAUUCAGACAUUAUAUAUCUAAUCCUAAGCGGGAGCCUGUUUAUCUCUCCGGCUAUGGUGUGGAACUGGCCAUGAAGAGCACCGAGUACAAGGCCAAGGAUGAUACUCAGGUGAAAGGAACUGAAGUAAACACCACAGUGAUUGGUGAAAAUGAUCCUAUUGAUGAAGUUCAAGGAUUCCUCUUUGGAAAAUUAAGAGAUCUGCAUCCUGACCUGAAGGAACAUUUGAAAGAACUUAGAAAGCAUCUUGUGGAGAGCACCAAUGAAAUGGCACCUUUAAAAGUUUGGCAAUUGCAAGAUCUAAGCUUCCAGACUGCUGCCCGAAUCUUGGCUGCACCUAUUGAAUUAGCUUUGGUGGUUAUGAAGGAUCUUAGUCAAAAUUUUCCUACCAAAGCCAGAGCAAUAACAAAAACAGCUGUGAGUUCAGAACUUAGAACUGAAGUGGAAGAGAAUCAGAAGUAUUUCAAGGGAACGUUAGGAUUACAGCCUGGAGAUUCAGCGUUGUUCAUCAAUGGACUUCAUAUUGAUUUAGACACGCAGGAUAUAUUCAGUCUGUUUGAUGUCUUGAGGAAUGAAGCUCGGGUCAUGGAGGGUCUGCAUAGACUGGGGAUAGAAGGCCUUUCUCUGCAUAAUAUUUUGAAGCUGAACAUCCAGCCCUCUGAGGCUGACUAUGCUGUCGACAUCAGGAGUCCCGCUAUUUCCUGGAUCAACAACCUGGAAGUCGAUAGCAGAUAUAAUUCAUGGCCUUCUAGUCUACAGGAGUUGCUUCGACCCACCUUUCCUGGUGUUAUCCGGCAGAUCAGGAAAAAUUUGCAUAACAUGAUUUUCAUAGUUGAUCCUGCUCAUGAGAGCACAACAGACCUGAUGAGCACCGCCGAGAUGUUCCUCAGUAAUCACAUCCCACUAAGACUUGGUUUAAUCUUUGUGGUUAACGAUUCUGAAGAUGUGGAUGGGCUGCAGGAUGCCGGAGUGGCUGUACUGAGAGCGUAUAAUUACGUUGCCCAAGAAGUGGAUGACUAUCACGCCUUCCAAAUUCUGACGCAUAUAUACAACAAAGUAAGGACUGGAGAAAAGGUGAAGGUUGAGCAUGUGGUCAGUGUCCUGGAGAAGAAGUACCCGUAUGUGGAAGUGAACAGCAUUUUGGGGAUUGAUUCUGCUUAUGAUCAGAAUCGGAAGGAAGCAAGAGCCUACUAUGAGCAGACCGGAGUUGGCCUACUGCCUGUUGUUCUGUUCAAUGGGAUGCCCUUGGAAAAGGACCAGCUAGAUCCUGAUGAGUUGGAAACCAUCACAAUGCACAAAAUCCUGGAGACCACAACCUUCUUUCAGAGAGCAGUGUACUUGGGUGAACUAUCCCAUGACCAAGAUGUGGUAGAGUAUAUUAUGAAUCAGCCAAAUGUUGUUCCACGAAUCAAUUCUAGGAUUUUGACAGCUGAGCGAGAAUACCUGGACUUAACAGCAACCAAUAACUUUUUUGUGGAUGAUUAUGCUAGAUUUACUGCCUUGGAUUUCCAAGGCAAGACUGCUGCGAUAGCCAAUAGUAUGAACUAUCUAUCAAAGAAAGGAAUGUCUUCCAAGGAAAUCUAUGAUGAUUCAUUUAUUAGGCCAGUAACUUUUUGGAUUGUUGGGGAUUUUGAUAGCCCUUCUGGAAGGCAGUUAUUGUAUGAUGCUAUUAAACAUCAGAAAUCCAGUAACAAUGUUAGAAUAAGCGUGAUCAAUAAUCCUAGUGAGGACUUAAGUUAUGAGAACACUCAGAUCUCCAGAGCAAUCUGGGCAGCUCUCCAAACGCAGACCUCCAGCUCUGCUAAGAACUUCAUCACCAAAAUGGCCAAGGAGGAGACCGCGGAGGCUCUGGCGGCAGGCGCAGAUGUGGAGCAGUUCUCUGUCGGGGGCAUGGAUUUCAGUCUUUUUAAAGAGGUCUUUGAGUCUUCCAAAAUGGAUUUCAUUUUGUCUCAUGCCAUGUACUGCAAGGAUGUCCUGAAGCUGAAGAAGGGACAGAGGGCAGUCAUCAGCAAUGGAAGGAUCAUUGGGCCACUGGGGAAUAGUGAACUCUUUAAUCAAGAUGAUUUCCACCUCCUAGAAAACAUCAUCUUAAAAACUUCAGGACAGAAAAUCAAAUCUCAUAUUCAGCAGCUUCGGGUAGAAGAAGAUGUGGCAAGUGACUUGGUAAUGAAGGUGGAUGCUCUCCUGUCAGCUCAACCAAAAGGAGAUGCAAGAAUCGAGUACCAAUUUUUCGAAGACAGACACAGUGCAAUUAAGCUGAGGCCGAAAGAAGGGGAGACGUACUUUGAUGUCAUGGCCGUCAUUGACCCCGUCACCAGAGAAUCACAGAGACUUGCCCCACUGCUCUUGGUUUUAACUCAGCUGAUCAACAUGAAUCUAAGAGUAUUUAUGAACUGCCAGUCUAAACUUUCUGACAUGCCUUUGAAAAGCUUUUAUCGUUACGUCUUAGAACCAGAGGUUUUGUUCACUUCAGAUAAUAGCUUUGCUAAGGGUCCAAUAGCGAAAUUUUUGGAUAUGCCACAGUCUCCUCUGUUCACUCUGAAUCUGAACACACCUGAGAGUUGGAUGGUAGAGUCUGUCAGAACGCCGUAUGAUUUGGAUAAUAUUUAUUUAGAAGAGGUGGACGGCGUUGUGGCUGCUGAGUAUGAGCUGGAGUACCUCUUACUGGAAGGUCACUGCUAUGACGUCACCACUGGCCAGCCCCCGCGAGGACUGCAGUUUACGUUAGGAACUUCAGCCAACCCAGUCAUUGUGGACACCAUUGUUAUGGCCAAUCUGGGUUACUUUCAGUUAAAAGCCAACCCAGGAGCUUGGAUUCUCAGACUAAGGAAGGGCCGUUCUGAAGAUAUUUAUAGGAUCUACAGCCAUGACGGUACAGAUUCUCCACCUGAGGCUGAUGAAGUUGUCGUUGUCCUCAAUAACUUCAAGAGCAAAAUUAUUAAAGUAAAGGUUCAGAAGAAAGCGGACAUGGUGAAUGAAGACCUGCUGAGCGAUGGAACCAAUGAGAAUGAAUCUGGAUUUUGGGACUCCUUCAAAUGGGGCUUCACAGGAGGACAGAACACUGAGGAAGUGAAACAAGAUAAAGAUGACAUAAUUAAUAUCUUCUCUGUUGCAUCUGGUCAUCUCUAUGAACGAUUUCUUCGCAUAAUGAUGUUAUCAGUACUGAAGAAUACCAAGACUCCUGUGAAAUUCUGGUUCUUGAAGAAUUAUUUGUCCCCCACAUUUAAGGAGUUUAUACCUUAUAUGGCAAACAAGUACAAUUUCCAGUAUGAGCUUGUUCAGUACAAAUGGCCCCGGUGGCUUCAUCAACAGACUGAAAAGCAGCGCAUCAUCUGGGGUUACAAGAUCCUCUUCCUGGAUGUGCUCUUCCCACUAGUCGUUGACAAGUUCUUGUUUGUGGAUGCUGAUCAGAUUGUCCGAACAGAUCUGAAAGAGUUAAGAGAUUUCAAUUUGGACGGUGCCCCUUAUGGUUAUACUCCUUUCUGUGAUAGCCGAAGGGAAAUGGAUGGCUACAGGUUCUGGAAAUCAGGGUACUGGGCCAGCCACUUAGCUGGGCGAAAGUAUCAUAUCAGUGCACUGUAUGUUGUUGAUCUGAAGAAAUUUAGGAAAAUAGCUGCUGGUGACAGACUCAGGGGACAGUACCAAGGUCUGAGUCAGGAUCCUAACAGCCUUUCAAAUCUUGAUCAAGAUUUGCCCAAUAACAUGAUCCACCAGGUGCCAAUUAAAUCACUCCCUCAAGAAUGGCUUUGGUGUGAAACAUGGUGUGAUGAUGCCUCUAAGAAAAGGGCAAAAACAAUUGAUUUGUGUAAUAAUCCAAUGACCAAAGAGCCCAAGCUGGAAGCAGCUGUUCGAAUUGUCCCAGAGUGGCAGGACUAUGAUCAAGAAAUCAAACAGCUACAGAUCCGCUUUCAGAAGGAGAAGGAAACAGGAGCGCUGCAUGAGGAGAAGACAAAAGAGCCACGCCAGGAAGGACCUCAGAAACGUGAAGAAUUAUGAUCUCCAGAGAAGGAUGGGAAAUGACACGGUGUGAAAAACACUUUUAUAUUGAGCACUAGUUAUUUCUGAUUUGUCUAUACAACUACUGAUGAACGGGCUGAGCAGGCUGCGUGCCUUUGAUUCUGAGCUUUCUUUUGACUCCUGCACACCGGCGGGCUCCGCCUCUGCAGAGCUAAGGCUCCCUUGGAUUUGUACCUCAGAGGAAGACCAGUGGCCGAGCUGUUCGGCCUCUGCAAAGAGCAGUCUUCUAACAGCUCUAGAAAAGAAAUUGGCAAAAGCAACGGGAGUAAAAUGACCUCCUGUGCUCCCACACAGAGUGCACAGGUGCCACCCGCUGUGUGAGCACCGCUGCGGGAGCCCUGUGGGAGCCGAGCAGCCCUAACCGCUGUGUCCUUCCUCACUUCCGCUGACGGCAGGCAGCUGGGCGCAGUCUGCCGCCUGGGCUGCAGGCAGUAGCUCUGUCCAAGGUCUACACCUCGAGGUUUAGGCCAGGGCGCUCCUGUGUCUUUUCCUGCGUUUUCUCCCCAGCAUUAGUUCAUCGUUGAAUUGAGACCCAACCAACAAUUGUGUGUCUUCAGGGUUAGCUCGGGGCAAAUUAACUUGGGGACAGGAUGGGGGUGGAUUGGGGUGCGGGUAGGAGUAGGGCUCUGGGGUGUGGGAGCAGGUGAGGAAGACUGGAAAUUGGCCGCUGUCUUUAUAAACCAUGAAUACCGUUGUGACUAAUUGGAAAUGAAAACAUUAUCCUUAUUCCCCACCCAGCCUCAGCGAACUUUUUAGGUAAUUAUUUUGUAAACAAUUUUUGUAUUUGUGAAAAUAUUCACUUUUUUUUCCACUUUCUAAAGAAAUGUCGUUAUGAUUUCCUUACUGGAUACAGCCAUAGUGAGCCUGCGUGAAGGCUCGGGCUCCCUCAGGAAGGUCACUCUGUCCCCGCCCUCUCCUCCUGUGUAGGAGUUUCUCCGCCAGACCCAGGGGCAGUUGGCUCUGACUUUUCUCUACAAAAGACUCCCAGAUCUGAGAGCAGGAGGGUUUGACUGUGUAUCUCCUGGUUUUCUUACACACUUUUUCAUAGUCCCUUCAGUUUAGUGCUGUGGGUCGCCUUUGGCUUGCAGUUGCCAGCACCGCUCCUGUUCUCACUCCACACAGUUGCAUCUUGAAACCACAGAAGCCCCUUAAGUCGAUGCUUUUUAUGUCUGUGUUCAGCAGCCCAGGGUGGUCUGGAGCAGCCUGUCCUGGUGAGUGGGCAGGGCUGGGUGGGAGUCCCCCAGAGGGCUCCUCUGGUGUGCUGUUGGCCCGUGUGGGGUGGGGCUCCGGGUCCUUCCCUCUGCCUCCCAAGCUGCAGGGUAUAGCACGAGCACGUGGUGCACGGCGCCCCCUCCCAUGCAAGCACGCUUAUCACAUACUGCCUGCUUUUUAGAAACAUGCGGUGGGUGCGAGGGGGUAGCUAAGGCCUCACUCUUCUACGCCAGGCCACAUACUGAUUUGCAGUCUUUUUAAAAAAUCAAAGUCUUAUGAUAAAUAUCAGGUAAUUUAUAUUUUCCAUAUUCACAGUAUCUUAGGAGUCUCUUAGGUAGUCUGAAGGAGCUUUUGAGUUUGCUUCUAUAAUUCCAUUAAAAUUGGGGAGGGGGAGCUCAAAAGAUUUUUAGAUAAAUUGAUCCAACACUGAAAAGGACCCUCAGAAUCAUUGCUGGUGACAAAGGCUGUAGCAUGAGUUCUGCUGCCCUGCCCCUCACCUCAGGGUCAGAGCAGCUGAAGGGAUAGAACCAGUGAGGGUAAAAAACCAUUUGUUCAGCAGGAGAGGCGUCUGCUGCUGUGGACAGAAUUGUGCAUUUUCCCAGUUUCUUUUCUGGGAGAUUGUGCAGGAAAUGCUAAAGUCACUGGGAUAAGCUUUUUAAAUGCCGGUUCCCUUGGGACGUGACCCAGACUACCUUUCUCUGUGUCUUUGUACCAGGUCUCUGUGCAUAUUUCAUUUGAGGAAGGUACAGUGUCACAUCUGUUCCUGUAUACUGUGUGUUCUCAUUGCCCUCACCUGUCACCACCCUAUUAAUCGUUGAAUCGAAAUAUGCAAGACCCAGCUUGCUUCUGAAAUGAUCUGGGGCCUUCCUUCUCUUGCCAGUAACUCUUGGUUCAGGUGCCAUAAGCAUCUUUCAAUAUGAACCUCUAAUGCCCUAAGAAACUGUUACCACUAAAAUUUGGUCUUGGUCAUCUUUGUCGUCUUUACUGUAUGAAAGCAAAUUGUCACUAGAAAGACAGGAGAGUUUUUUUUUCCAAGAAGUGAGGAUUGAUUGCAUUGGAACAUUCUAGCUUCUGGAAACUGUUCACAGUGUAUUGUUUUUAACCACCAUUUGUAUGUAAUGGAUUUUUUUCCCCCUCUCAUCAUGCUGUAAUGGAAAAUUUUUCUGAAUGAGUGCCAAAAUGAUGUGAAAUAAUGUGACAUGUCAGAAUGACAUGCAGCAGUGUGACUAUUUAUGUUCUAUGAACAGUGGUAUUGGAUUGAGAUCAGAACCUGUACACACAGCCUGCUGCUAGGGCUGUGGGGACAUGCCUGUGUUUUGUUUUAACAUUGUACUCAAUACUACCACACUGAGAAUGAUGGCAUAUUCUCUUUCCAUAAGACUGAUGAAGUAUUGAAUCUGUCAAAUGUGGCAUUUCAAGUUGAAACAAACAGGUGAUUGCCUACCUACUAAGUGCAUGCAUCGUGGUACGCGCUCGUCUUGUGUGAACCCACCUCUUGGGAGAGCAAAGAUUUUACAUUGACUCAGUUUCCAAGAAUGGAGCUUCAUCUACUCUGCUGUCCUGUAAGUCCUUAUGGAUGAUCCUUGGUAAGGCUCUGCCUGAACAGACAGCCUUGAUGUGGUGCAAGAUGAAGGCUGAAAGCUAGGGAAGGCUGUGUGGUGUUUGGAAGAGACUGGCCCGGUGAUAGGGAGGAAGGAAAUCCCAGGUUCCUGUAGCUGGGAAUUUUGGUUUACCGAUGCUGUAACCUGGGACAGGUCAGACCCCACCCUCACUGCGAUAAGUAUAAAAUGGCUCCUCUUAGCCCACACCUCCCCUAUGAGUAAAUGUGGGUACUUGAAAGCAAUCCUUUUCUGAAAUUGCCAUGAAUGAUUAAAAGAAAUAAUUCAACUCAAGAGUUACAGGGAAUAUCUAGUACAUUUUUUUCUGAAUAAAAUACUAGUACUGUGCUAUCAAAUUUCAUGGAACUGUACAUGUUUUGGGAAAGCCACCUAAGGGAAACUUUCUCUUGGUAAUACAAACGGAGGGUGCAUUGUGUGCGAAGUUAUUUAUAUAUUCCACUGCUGUGUAAUUUUAAUAAUUAGUUUUUUUAAAUAUUUUAUUUUAUGGGGACAUUUUUGUGGGAUGAUUGGAAUUAAUCAACUUAAAUAUAAAUGUGUCUAGUUUAAUGAGAUAACAUUUUUAAAUUUAAGUUCAUGUUUGCCUUGCCUUGGUGUAGUGAGGAAAGAUCUUAAUCAGGACUUUGGUAAUUAUAUGAUUGAAUUCAAGCAAAUUAGGCUCAUUAAUUCAGGUCAUUACUGAUAGUUCAGAGUAUCUGGAGGAUACCAAUUUCUCUUUUAUUAUGUGGUCUUUGACCUCUUGAUCUAACAC
This is a messenger RNA of Rhinolophus ferrumequinum (greater horseshoe bat), 8512 nucleotides long. RefSeq names its product UDP-glucose glycoprotein glucosyltransferase 1 (gene UGGT1). Gene Ontology annotation, molecular function: UDP-glucose:glycoprotein glucosyltransferase activity. Lineage: Eukaryota; Metazoa; Chordata; Mammalia; Chiroptera; Rhinolophidae. The transcript has 42 exons. Gene Ontology annotation, cellular component: endoplasmic reticulum. The record is from RefSeq and is a predicted model, not a curated record. Bases 281 to 4912 code for a protein of 1543 amino acids.